UUUCAAUUCAGUUAGAUUUCGAACUGUUAUAGUCAGUGAGUCUGAAUAAACAAUCUUUAGCUAAAAAUGAAGUACUCGUUGUUGCUCGUAGCCGGCGCUUUGCUGUUUGUGCAAUUCGCCCAUGCCCUGCCGCAUAUGAAGCGUGAGUCUGUCGCUGUUGCAACGCAUACACAAAAGAGCAUUCACAACUCUGAGGGAUCCUCAUCCGAAGAGGACAGCCCCCAAGCGCAACUGAUGAUUUACACUUUAGCCGAAAUCGCUAAACUUUCCACCUGGAUACUCGAAAAGGGCAGCAUUGUGAUUAAAAAUACCGUGACCGAGUUGAAGGAGAUCCCAGUUAAAGAUGAGCUCUUACAAGCGAACAUCACACGCAUGUCUGAAGUUGCCAAGGAUGCCGGUGAAUUUACCCUGAAAGAAGAUGAAGAGAGCAUUCUGAAACUCCUCUUGUCGAUGGUUAACUUUGCAACAAUGAUGGAUGACUACGAGAAUAUGCCUGCCGAUUCGAAACUGAAACACACCUUGCAAACAGCACUCGAAAACAACGGCUACAACAAGUUUGAGGGCGAGUUCGAAGAAAAAGUAUUGCAGAUGGCCAAGAACUUCGACGGGGCAUUCGGUGAAUAUGUUAAGGUUUUGUCGCCAGAGGAAAAGAUUAAGCAAGCCAAGUUACUUAACUGGUACGACGACUUCAAGGCCGAAACUGAUGAAGAAAAGAAACUGGACAAGUUUGGCGAAAUCUUUGACCACUUAUCUUAAAUUAUCGCAAGAUAUUUGAAUGAUAGAAGAAAAUAAAUAUUUCGACUUGAAAAUGUA
Molecule: messenger RNA, 813 nt
Organism: Bactrocera neohumeralis
Lineage: Eukaryota; Metazoa; Arthropoda; Insecta; Diptera; Tephritidae
Exons: 2
Coding region: 67-756 (229 amino acids)
Source: RefSeq, a predicted model, not a curated record